This is a messenger RNA of Apodemus sylvaticus (European woodmouse), 518 nucleotides long. RefSeq names its product myoglobin (gene Mb). Gene Ontology annotation, molecular function: oxygen binding; heme binding. Bases 1 to 465 code for a protein of 154 amino acids. The record is from RefSeq and is a predicted model, not a curated record. The transcript is spliced from 3 exons. Gene Ontology annotation, cellular component: extracellular exosome. Gene Ontology annotation, biological process: oxygen transport. Lineage: Eukaryota; Metazoa; Chordata; Mammalia; Rodentia; Muridae.
AUGGGGCUCAGUGAUGGGGAGUGGCAGCUGGUGCUGAACGUCUGGGGGAAGGUGGAGGCCGACCUUGCUGGCCAUGGACAGGAAGUCCUCAUCGGUCUGUUUAAGACUCACCCCGAGACCCUGGAGAAGUUUGACAAGUUUAAGAAUCUGAAAUCAGAGGAGGAGAUGAAGGGCUCUGAGGACCUGAAGAAGCAUGGUUGCACCGUGCUCACAGCCUUGGGUACCAUCUUGAAGAAGAAGGGACAACAUGCUUCUGAGAUCCAGCCUCUGGCCCAGUCACAUGCCACCAAGCACAAGAUCCCGGUCAAGUACCUGGAGUUUAUCUCAGAAAUCAUCAUCCAAGUCCUGAAGAACAAACAUUCCGGGGACUUUGGAGCAGAUGCUCAGGGCGCCAUGAGCAAGGCCCUGGAGCUCUUCCGGAACGACAUUGCAGCCAAGUACAAAGAGCUGGGCUUCCAGGGCUGAGCCAUGGCCCCCACUGCUGGCCCACCUAGCUGGGACCCGGUGUUAUGUAGAAA